CACAUUAAAAUCACAUUAUAAGAAAUGAAACUAAAUAGGCUGCAAUAAUAGUGCAAAUCUAGCAAAUGUUGUUGCAGGGUAAAGUGUGAGUCUACGAAAAUAUACUAUAGUCAAUUGGAAAUUUAUUUCCACAUGUUUUUGGCCUGAGGCAUUUAAUAUGACAUAGAAAGGUCACAUAAGUGCACUAAAGUAAUUACCAUCCCUUGCACUGCAUCACAAAUUACUAAUAAAUCACUCAAGAAUCUUUGUUUCUACCAUUUCACUGACUGGAAAAGUCAGAGGAGCUGCUUAGAGUACCAUGCUUUACAUUCAGAAGAUCAGCAGAUGCCAACAGGUGCAGCAGAAUGCUAAAAUCUGUAUCUGUUAAUUUUUGCCUCUCAUGCAGCUAUUAAAAACAUACAGGACAGAAAGAAGAAACAGUUGCACAUCUCAUUUGUCCUAGUAUUUAUUUCCUUUGGAGUAGCCUAUAUUGCUUCCUGUAUCGCAUUUAAUCUGAAAUUGACUGAUCUAGUGCAGACACUAAGAAACGGUGGUUGCACUUCAAAGAAUUAAGGUCACAACAACUGGUAUAAGAGACCUUUUAUUCUGGAGGAGGCUGGAUUUCUCACAGCAACUCUACAUCCCAUUCAGCUCAAUUGCCUUAUUCUCAGGUAAACGGGCACACGAUUGCAGAGUAAUUUCAGGGUCUUUUAACAGCUGUUAUCCAAUCAGGACUGACCGGAGAGGAGGCUCCAUUGAAUGCAACCGCACUUGACUUCCGAACGAACAAACACCCGGCAGGUCACAAUCUUCGUUUCAGGAGCAAAUCCCAGACGUGGGAGCGGUGCAGAGCAGCCCAGGCGUGGAGCGGUGUGACCUCACGCACCUCGGGAGUGUGGCCUCCCCUGAACUCACGUCCGAAGGAGCGCGCCAUCCACGCUGGUGCGACCCUGCAGCAAUCCUGGCCAACAUUUAUCAGGAAGCGAAUCUCACGGGCUUGAUUAGACGUUAGUUCUCAGUAGACGUGUUUCAUGGGGUUUGAACCUUUCUUAGAGCCGCAGGCGUGUGGAAACACCCGCGACGUUAAGCCAGCUCUAGUGCACCCGCCUAAUGUCACGUCACGGCCCCGACCUUGCCGUCUCGGGUGACGGAAGGUGGACACACCACCUGCUUGGCUCCAAGCCGGGGCUCUCCGGCCUCCCCCUCCCGAGACGCCAGUCGUCACUGACCGCGGAGGGGGCGGAGGAGGAGCCGCGGCCGCUGAGCCGGCCGUUCCCCGAGCGCAGGCUCACCUGGGCGCCUCCUCAGCCCCACCUGGGCGGGGACCGCGGGGCGGUUUGCCUGGCGGGCCCAACGAGGGUCCGGCGUCGCCGACCUUCUGCAGCUGCAGGUUGCGCGGAGGAGGAAAUUAGGGCAGGCGGCGGCGAUUGGAGGCGCCCGCGAGCCAACCAGCGCCCUCCCAGACGCCCCUGAGUCACCGGCAGCAGCAACACGCAGGAGGACUGGAGCUGGGCGGCGGGUAUAAGAGCGAGGCUGAGCUGCCCUCCCCCCUCGUGCAUGUUCUUCGCGUCUUCCUCCUCCUCCUCCUCACCACCGGUGUGAGCGAGCACGCGCGCGCCCCUGCCUGCCUGCCUGCACGACGCGUCCUGAAUUUCCGUCCUUCCCACUGCCUUCUGCUUCCCCGUUUUGCCUCUUGGAGCUGCUUUCUUCGUGGCCGCCUGCAUUGCCUCCCCUUCGUCCAACCUGCCAGGCUCCGGGUGGCAUUCUCGCCUGGGCAACAAAAACAGGAGGGGGGGUGUAAAGGAGAGGAAAACACCCCCUCCCCCCCCACAAUAAUUCGUGUUUCUCCUCGGGUUCAUGCUGCUAACUUGUAGGAGGAGACGGAGCAGCUGCUCCUGCCGCCAGGCGAUGGGCACGUUCCCGUGGCGGGGGCUCGGGCUUCUUCUGGUCGCUUUGGCUUGCCUGGCAGGAGGGGCGCGCGGGACAAGAGUAACAUGUGAUGAAUCUCAGUUCCAUUGUCACAACGGCCGCUGCAUAACUUCACUGUGGAGGUGUGAUGGGGAUCAUGACUGCUCAGACGGCAGUGAUGAACUAAACUGCGUGAAAAAGACUUGUUCUGCAUCAGAUUUUGUGUGUCAGAAUGGGCAGUGCAUACCCAGCAGAUGGAGUUGUGAUGGGGAUCCUGAUUGUGAAGAUGGUUCGGAUGAACUUUCAGAGCUUUGUUACACAAGGAUGUGCAUAGCAGGUGAAAUUAGCUGUGGUCCUCGAUCAAGUCGCUGUAUCCCAGCAUCCUGGAAAUGUGAUGGUGAAAGUGAUUGUGAUGAUGGUACAGAUGAAGAUGAUUGUGCCAAUAUAACUUGUAGUCCUGAUGAAUUCACAUGUACCAAUGGGCAGUGCAUUUCAAAAGAUUUUGCUUGCAAUGGGCAAGAAGACUGCAGCGAUGGUAGUGAUGAGGUAGGCUGUAUGGCACCUACCUGUCGAGUGGGUGAGUUCCAGUGCAAAAGUGAAAGUGACACCUGUAUCCCAUUCAACUGGGUGUGUGAUAAUGAAGCUGACUGUACCGACUCGUCAGAUGAAUCUCCAGAUCAGUGUGGCCACCAGCCUGUCAUCACUGUGAAGUGUGGAGAGAGUGAAAUGUUGUGUGAUUCAGGAGAUGAAUGUUUCCACAAGAAGUGGCGUUGUGAUGGAGACACUGACUGCAAGGAUGGGAGUGAUGAGAUCAAUUGCCCUUCUCGAACGUGCAGGCCUGACCAGUUCAGAUGUGAGGAUGGCAACUGCGUUCAUGGGACCAGGCAGUGCAAUAGGGUACGGGACUGCAUAGAUGGCUCUGACGAAGUCAACUGCCAAGCAGGUAAUCAAUGCACAGGCCCUGGGAAAUUCAUGUGCAGGAGUGGAGAAUGCAUAGAUUCCAACAAAGUGUGCAAUCAGAAACAAGACUGCAAAGACUGGAGUGAUGAACCCCUCAAGCAGUGCAACACAAAUGAAUGCUUGGUGAACAAUGGAGGUUGCUCUCAUAUCUGCAAAGACUUGGCUAUAGGCUAUGAAUGUGAUUGCCCUGCUGGCUUUCAGCUGAUAGACCGAAAAACAUGUGGAGAUAUUGAUGAAUGCCAGAACCCUGGGAUCUGCAGUCAAAUCUGCAUCAACACAAAACUGGGGUACAAGUGUGAAUGUAUUCGUGGCUACCGAAUGGAUCCACAAACAGGAGUAUGCAAAGCAAUUGAAGGAGAACUAAGCCUUCUUUUCACUAAUCGCUGGAACAUCAGGCAGUUUACCAUAGAAAGACAAGACUAUACCCAACUGAUAGGAGACCUGAGAAAUGUUGUGGCUCUGGAUGCUGACAUGGCCGACCAUACAAUUGUUUGGGCUGAUGCUGGGCCAAAUGCUAUCCACAGUUCCUCACUUAUUUCAAAUAACAGACCGGGACAGCAUCACCGUAUUGUAGACAAUGUGCAGAAUCCAGCAGGAAUUGCUGUUGACUGGAUUUACAAGAAUGUCUACUGGACUGAUUCUGCUCUUAAGUCUAUAUCUGUGGCUACUCUUUCUGGCACUAAAAGGAAGGUCUUGUUCAACACCAACCUAAGGGAGCCAGCCUCAGUUGCUGUGGAUCCCCUUUCUGGCUUCAUGUAUUGGUCUGAUUGGGGUGAACCAGCCAAAAUUGAAAAAGCAGGGAUGAAUGGACUUGACAGGCAGCAACUUGUGACAACAGAUAUUGAGAGGCCCAAUGGGAUUGCACUAGAUCCUGUGAAGAACCGUCUCUACUGGGUGGAUUCUAAGCUUCAUAAGCUUUCUAGUGUGGAUCUGAAUGGGCAAGACCGUAGAAUUGUGUUAGAAUCCCAUGAAUUCCUGGCUCAUCCUCUUGGUCUGACAAUAUUUGAGGACACUGUUUACUGGACUGAUGGGGAAAACGAAGCAGUAUAUGGUGCAAAUAAGUUUACUGGAGCAGAACUGAAAACAGUAGUAAACAACCUAUAUGAUGCUCGGGACAUCAUUGUGUAUCACGAACUUGUGCAACAAGCAGGAAAGAACUGGUGUGAAGAAGAGAACAUGGUAAAUGGAGGCUGUGGAUAUCUCUGUCUGCCAGCUCCUCAAAUAAAUGACCAUUCUCCAAAGUAUACUUGUGCAUGCCCUGAUGGAGACACACUGCAAGAUAACGGCUUAACAUGCAGAGGUACAGGAACUGAUGUGGAUUACACUGAGGCAAAAGAGAACAUCAAAACAGAAAAACCACCUGGACCACUUUCUGGAGGACAAAAUCAGAGUAGUCCAGUGACAGAAGAGCUGGCUUCUUCUCGAAGUUCUUCAGCAGCAUGGGCUAUUCUUCCUGUUCUAUUGUUGGCAACAGCUGCAGCAGGAGGCUACUUCAUGUGGCGUAACUGGCAACACAAAAACAUGAAAAGCAUGAAUUUUGACAAUCCAGUGUACUUGAAAACAACAGAAGAAGACCUUGCUAUAGACAUUGGAAGACACAGCAGUUCAGUGGGGCAUACUUAUCCAGCAAUAUCGGUUGUAAGCACAGAUGAUGAUUUAUCAUGAAUAUUCUGGUGACUCUCCUCAAGCCUCCCUGUGUUCUACACUUUUUGGAUGGUAGCCAGACCAGUGGCUGAACAAAUUCCUUCCCAUCAUGGAAGAAUGAAGAUACAUGGGGAACAAGUUCACAAAACCAUUUUCAUACAAAGUUGUAAACAGCAAACAUCUACAAAUACAGCUUUUUAUAGUUAUUGGUUACCUGUUACCCUUUAACAACAUAACUAUUGCCACCACUGGCCAUGUAAAAAGCACUUUCCAAAAAGCCAUACUGAAAUAAAAAGUGCUACAGAAUUACUACCUGUAAAUAAUUGUACAGGCCCACUUGUAAAUCUUCCUGUGGAUAGUCUAUUAAGCACUUUGGGGGGAAAACAUUUCAAUGUAAAUUGCUGUAUAAUUUUUUUUGAAUGGUUGGGCAAUGGCAAUAGGAGAAAACGGGUUACUCAUAUUAAUUGCCAAAAAAAUUGUAAACUUUAACUUUUGUAUGAAGUGUGAAUUUGUCCUCCCUGAACCACCUACAGGGGUGUGCAGAGGACAACUAAUCUGUAUCAGAAACCACUGUAAAUUUCAACACUGAAAUUAAAGAGAAGCAAAUCUAUA
Messenger RNA from Pogona vitticeps (central bearded dragon), 5103 nucleotides. It is a transcript of the gene VLDLR, whose product is annotated as very low density lipoprotein receptor. Gene Ontology annotation, biological process: receptor-mediated endocytosis. Lineage: Eukaryota; Metazoa; Chordata; Lepidosauria; Squamata; Agamidae. The record is from RefSeq and is a predicted model, not a curated record. Gene Ontology annotation, cellular component: apical plasma membrane; plasma membrane; signaling receptor complex. Gene Ontology annotation, molecular function: protein binding; hormone binding; calcium ion binding.